AUUCAAAAUUUCAUCCACAAAAUGAUGACUGCAUGAAUAUUUGGAUCAUGAUGAAUUUCGUCAUUAUGGGACAAAAAUGGUUCAAUAUGUGGCUGAUUACUUAGAGAAUAUUGAAGAAAGAAAAGUUUUUCCAAAAGUGAAACCAGGUUAUCUGGCUAAGCUGAUUCCAGACAAAGCACCAGAUGAACCAGAAAGUUGGGAAGAAAUUAUGCAAGAUGUUGAAAAGUUUAUUAUGCCAGGGGUUACACAUUGGCAACAUCCACGUUUCCACGCGUAUUUCCCUUGUGGCUGUUCAUAUUCUUCAAUAUGUGCUGACAUUCUAUCAGCUGGCAUCUCAUCAAUUGGAUUCACUUGGGUUUCAAAUCCAGCUUGCACUGAAUUAGAAGUAGUUAUGAUCGACUGGAUGGCAAAAAUUUUAGGCUUGCCAAAACACUUUCUAUUUGGUAAAAAUAGUGGUGGAGUAAUUCAGGGCAGUUGUAGUGAAUCAACACUAGUGGCGUUAUUGGCUUCACGUAAUAAAUCUAUUAAAGAAUAUCAAAGUUUUCAUCCAAAUGCAACCAAUUAUGAAGCCUUAUCUAAACUUGUCGGUUAUUAUUCUGUUCAGGCACACAGUUCUGUUGAACGAGCUGGUAUGAUUAGCUUAAUAAAAUUAAGAGCUAUCAAAUCGAAUGAACAUUACGGAAUGGAUGUAGAGUUAUUAGAAAAAGCCAUUGAAGAAGAUUUUAACAAUGGACUUAUUCCAUUUUUUUGUUGUGCAACACUGGGAACAACAGCUACCUGUGGAUUUGAUAACUUGAAGGAAAUUGGACCAAUUUGUAGUAAAUAUGAUAUUUGGCUACAUGUGGAUGCAGCCUAUAGUGGUUCAGCGUUUAUAUGCCCAGAAUACAGAUAUUUAAUGGAAGGAAUUGAGUAUGCUAUGUCGUUUGCUUUCAAUCCACAUAAAUGGAUGCUAAUAAAUUUUGACUGUUCCAUUGUAUGGUAUCGUGAAUUGAACUGGAUCAGGAAUUCCUUUCAUGUUGACCCACCAUAUCUGAAGCAUGAAUUUCAAGAAAAUGCUGUUGAUUUUCGACAUAUGCAUAUUCCACUGGGUAGAAGAUUUCGCUCCCUGAAGAUCUGGUUCACUCUGAGAAGAUAUGGCGUAAAGAAACUGCAAGCAUAUAUUCGUAAUCAUAUUGAGUUAGCGCAUUACUUUGAAGAACUUAUGCUACGUGAUGAACGUUUUGAAAUUAUUGCUGAUGUCGUAUUGGGUCUUGUCUGCUUCCGACUGAAGAAUGAUAAUGAAUUGACAAGACAACUUUAUCAUGAUAUUGAAGAUGAUGGCAGAAUUCAUUUAAUAUCUUCUGAAUUCGAAUCACCAGAACCAUUAUUCUUUAUUCGUUUUGCUGUUUGUUAUCAUUCACCUAAUAAACAACACGUAGAAUAUGCUUUUAAUGUUAUCAGUGAAUUAACUGAGAAAUUGUUAAAUUCAAAAACUUGUCACAAUAAUAAUAAUAAAAUAAAUGGGGAUUCCUGA
Trichobilharzia szidati is the source of this 1513-nucleotide messenger RNA. The record is from the annotation of a GenBank genome assembly. Lineage: Eukaryota; Metazoa; Platyhelminthes; Trematoda; Strigeidida; Schistosomatidae.